Messenger RNA from Klebsormidium nitens, 1305 nucleotides. Lineage: Eukaryota; Viridiplantae; Streptophyta; Klebsormidiophyceae; Klebsormidiales; Klebsormidiaceae. The record is from the annotation of a GenBank genome assembly.
AUGACAUUCUCCCUCUCUCAGUCCGAGCAGGCCGGCCUGCGCAAUUGCAGCAAUAGAGCCCGGAUUCCCUACAAGGGUAAAGCGGUGGGCAUCGACGUGCGUGGAAGGGGCGGGAUGUUGUACACCGCACCCAGCAGCUACACGGGUCUCGAUGGCAGGCUCCGAAGCUACGUGUGGGACCACGAGAUCUUGCCCGACCGUUCCAAUCUCCGAGCCGUGCCGGACUGGCUGAUCUCCAUCUUGAACGACAGCAAUGAAGCGUCAAGCGGGACUCGUCGGCAGGUGCCUCGGGAUGGAGAUGGGGCCCGCGAGCCGCAGGCUGUACCGUUCGGACCUCCUCGUCCGAUCGAGGACCCUCAGCGCAUUCCUCCACCAGUAGUUUUAGAGCGCGUCAAAGCCUGCGUGGCGGCCACCGGUGACGACGCCUCCUGCUUCGAUCGCCUCAAGAUGGGCGACAGGGGCCCAAUGUACGUCUUUCGAGUGGCUGGCCCCCGACGUUGUCCGUACGGCAAUCACCACGACGGUUCCAACAAUUUCUCCGUGCUCGUGCGCAAGAGGGACCUGCUCUAUUUUUGUAACAGCUCGGAGUGCCAGGGGGUCCGCCCCGUGCUCAAGAUUGGAGAGCUCACGUGCUCGGAGGCGAUGAGUGGGGGCGAGACUCGGGCUUUCAGUGCUGAUGACGUUUGCGCGAUCAACAGCUUGCACAAGAGAUUCGUGGACGCUUGGGCCUUUGAGGGAGAUGUCGGUGGCAGCAAGAUUGUCGCUGAGAUGUACGCAGGCUGCGGCAGGUUGUGCUUCGAUGGUGAAUUCUGGCACUAUUGGGACGGGCGGCGCGUUGUAGCUGAUGAGAAGAGUGCAUUCUUUGUGAAGAACGUUCUCAUCAAUCAGCUAAGGAUCGUCGACAAGCGAGUCCGGGACGAAUGGAGUGCAACGAUUGAGACCACCCGGGAUGAGGAACAUCGGGAGGUGCUAAAACAGCAGCUGAAGCGCCUGCGCACGUACGACAACAGCCGAGAGAUGGGCAGUACUCUGGAGCUCGCCCCGGGGGAGCUAUUUGUCCCCAAUUUCAUCCAACAGCUGGAUGCAAACCCAGAUAUACUGAACGUCAGAAAUGGCGUGCUCAAUCUGAGAACGGGCAUGCUCGAUGCACACAGACCCGAGUACAUGUGCUCAAAGAUUGCAGAGACAGAUUCCAUGGAUUUCGUUGACCGCGAGUUAGCGAAACGGCGGUGGUUACGUCUUAACGACGCACUGCGUAGCUGUCUGCAAGACGGCGUAAUAUCCCGGAUGGAUCGGCUUCAGUGA